Molecule: messenger RNA, 2823 nt
Organism: Orussus abietinus
Lineage: Eukaryota; Metazoa; Arthropoda; Insecta; Hymenoptera; Orussidae
Gene: Afg3l2
Product: AFG3-like protein 2
Exons: 13
Coding region: 114-2558 (814 amino acids)
Biological process (GO): protein-containing complex assembly; mitochondrial protein processing
Cellular component (GO): membrane; m-AAA complex
Molecular function (GO): ATP-dependent peptidase activity; ATP binding; metalloendopeptidase activity
Source: RefSeq, a predicted model, not a curated record
GUGCUGUAGGCUUUCUAGGCAAGAUGGUAGCGGUGAGCCGGUAUCUCGAUUAGGUGUUAAGAAAUCAAUUUCAUCAGUCUCACGGGAAUUAAGAAAACAUUUAUGAAUGAGCUAUGGCGCAUCAAUUACUAUCAUCCGCUACGAAACUAGAGAGGUUGGUUCUCAAGUCUGUGCAAAAAGGCCGUCUCAAUCAUUUCCAGUUAUGGAGAAAAUUAUCUCUACUAAAAUCUAACACUGGACCAUCUAUGUUCGAACGUGUACAACUUCAAUGGAGACUUUUCGCUGAAGAGCCACCGAAAGGAUUUGAAAAAUUUUUCAAACCUGGUUGGAAAAAGGAUCAACCAUCUAAGCCUAGUGCUACCAAAGAUGCUCCGAGUAAACAGCCGAGUGGGUCAGAGGGAUCAAAACAGUCACAAAAUCCAUGGUCGUUUGGAGCUUUUGGCCCAACCAGGCCAGGCGGUUCAAACAAAGGCCGUGAUGGCGGUAUGGACAAAUGGGUUGCUUUCGGUGCUGUCGGUACCGUCGGUGCACUAGGUCUUUAUCUCCUUUCCGUAAGCAAUGAAAAAGAAAUUACGUGGAGAGAAUUUGUGUACAGUUACUUAAAUAAAGGACUGGUAGAGAAGCUCGAAGUUGUUAAUAAAAAAUGGGUGCGUGUCCGAUUAGUCCCUGGAGCUGCGGUUAACAAGUCUGGAUGUUUAUGGUUUAACAUCGGUAGUACAGAUAGCUUUGAGAGGAAUCUGGAGAAUGCUCAGCUCGAAUUAAAUAUAGAACCCCAGAAUCACAUACCAGUUAUCUACAGGAGUGAAUUUGAACCUAAAUUCCUCAUUACGUACUUACCAACUCUCGUUCUUUUAGGAUGCAUCAUAUACGUAAUGCGACGUUCUGCGGAGAUGAUGGGCGGAAAAGGUCGGAAGCGAGGGUUGUUCGGUGGCGUUAUGGAAUCCACAGCCAAACUAAUCAAUUCCGAUGAGAUCGGCGUUCGCUUCAAAGAUGUAGCUGGUUGCGAGGAAGCAAAAAUCGAAAUUAUGGAAUUCGUGAAUUUCCUUAAGAACCCGCAACAGUAUAUCGACCUCGGUGCUAAAAUACCUAAAGGCGCCAUGUUAACAGGUCCUCCUGGUACUGGGAAGACGUUAUUAGCGAAAGCAACAGCAGGCGAAGCAAACGUUCCUUUCAUAACCGUGUCUGGUUCCGAGUUCCUCGAAAUGUUCGUGGGAGUGGGUCCCUCUCGAGUCCGGGACAUGUUUGCGAUGGCGAGGAAGCAUGCUCCGUGUAUAUUGUUUAUAGACGAGAUUGACGCCGUCGGUAGGAAGAGGGGCGGUCGAAAUUUCGGCGGCCAUUCGGAACAAGAAAAUACUCUGAAUCAGCUUUUAGUAGAAAUGGACGGUUUCAACACUACGACGAACGUCGUCGUUUUAGCAGCAACAAAUCGUGUCGACAUUUUGGAUAAGGCUCUCAUGCGACCGGGCAGAUUCGACCGACAAAUAUUCGUCCCCGCUCCGGACAUUAAGGGACGCGCGUCCAUUUUCAAGGUUCACUUGGAACCUUUGAAGACAACGUUAGACAAGGCGCAGCUGGCCAGGAAGAUGGCAUCCUUGACCCCUGGAUUCACGGGGGCGGACAUCGCUAACGUCUGCAACGAGGCGGCGCUCAUCGCUGCAAGAGAUAUGAAUGACAACAUUCAACUGAAAAACUUCGAACAGGCCAUCGAGCGUGUCGUAGCCGGUAUGGAGAAAAAGACUAACGUUCUUCAGCCGGAGGAGAAGAAGACGGUAGCAUAUCAUGAAGCAGGACACGCCGUGGCGGGUUGGUUCCUACAGUAUGCGGACCCAUUGUUGAAGGUGUCCAUCAUUCCGCGUGGAAAGGGUCUAGGAUACGCUCAGUAUUUACCACGUGAACAGUAUCUUUAUACGAAGGAGCAAUUGUUCGAUCGUAUGUGCAUGACUUUGGGUGGACGGGUGUCCGAGGAGAUAUUCUUUGGUAGAAUAACGACAGGCGCGCAGGAUGAUCUAAAGAAGAUUACGCAAAGUGCUUAUUCCCAAGUUGUGCUCUUCGGAAUGAACGAGAAAGUCGGGAACGUCAGCUUCGAUAUGCCUCAACCCGGGGACAUGGUCUUGGACAAACCGUACUCGGAACACACGGCGCAACUCAUUGAUCAGGAAGUCAGGACACUGAUCAGCGAGGCGCACAAACGUACUCACGAGCUUCUCCGGGAACACAAGGAGAACGUGCAAAAGGUAGCUGAAAGGUUAUUAAAACAAGAAAUCCUGAGUAGGGACGAUAUGAUAGAAUUGUUGGGACCGCGUCCCUUCCCCGAAAAGUCGACGUAUGAACAAUUCGUCGAAGGAACCGGCUCCUUGGAGGAGGACACGUCGUUACCCGCUGGUCUUAAACAGUGGAACGAGUCGCGAGACGAGGCCCCGAAGGAGAAACCUCCGACGGGGGAGGUCCCCGUUAGCGAGAAGUCCGAUAAAGUUCCACUUUCAGAGGGAACGCAACCUGUACAACAAUCCUCUACGUCCGCGGAGGCGCCGAAAGAUCAGCCGCAACAGCGAUUGUGAUUUAUUGGCACCUCUGCAUGAUAAGUAACAGUCAUCACCAUACCCUGCUUUUACUUUGUACAAUAGUUAAAAAUAUAUAAUGUACUAUUAAUGCGGUCCACUUACUUGGGUCCUGGAUAAACGACGGUACGCGAUCGCUAGUCUACCGAGAGGUGGGGAUAUGUUUUCUACGUAGAAUAUUAGCAGGGGGAAGUGGAGAAACACUCACGGGACUUUUACAACGUAUAAUUUAAUUAAUAAAGUUUACAAAUCUGGUGCAAUGAAA